GUGUGUUCACACGCCAUAGGCUUUUCAAAAAAAAAUCUCUGGUUACUUUUUACAAAUGUAUUCUAUCAUCUCUGGAAUUUAGAAUGAAGAACUGAAAGACAUCAAAGUUGAGGAUAAAGAGGAAGAAGAAGAGAGGUUGGUGAGUGGAGAUCAGCCGUCUAUGGAGGAGGGGGAAAUGAUUAUGGAAAGUAAACAGGAGGAAUCUUCUCUACAUAAGGACACAAGUGGAUGCGAUCUCCAGAACGUCUCUGAGGGAAAUCCUAAUUUAUCUUCAAAUUGCGAGGCAAAUGACGACAUCACACAAUUUCCGGGAAAAAACUUUAUUUCUCAGAAUACACGGAGAUCAAUGGAUCCCUCCAGUGCUCAGGAGUCCUCUGAUGUAUCACAUGAUGUACCUUCAGAUCGACAUCUAAGAUCUCAAAGUAUGGAGAGAUCGUCAGAUCCAUCUACUCCUAAGAAAUCAUCCUCAAGACACGAAAGAGUUCGCACAGGAGAAAGUUCAUUGUCGUGUUCGGUGUGCGGGAAACCUUUCACUAAAAACAGUGCCCUUCUUAGACAUGAGAAAAGUCACACGAGUGAGAGUCCCUAUUCAUGUCCAGAGUGCGGGAAAUCUUUCACUAGAAAAAAAGAAUUUCUUAGUCACCAGAAAAGUCACACGGGUGAGCGUCCCUUUUCAUGUUCAGAGUGCGGGAAGUGUUUCAAUCAGAAAGGGAGCCUGGUUGCACACCAGAGAUGUCAUACAGGUGGAUUCGAUCUCCCGACUAUCUCUGAAGGAAAUCCUAAUUUAAAUUGCAAUGCAAAUGAUGACAUCACACAAUUUUCGGGAGAAAACUUUAUUACUCAGAAUACACGGAGAUCAAUCGAUCCCUCCAAUCCUCAGGAGUCUUCUGAUGUAUCACAUGAUGUACCUUCAGAUACUCAUCUAAGAUCUCAAUGUACGGAGAGAUCAACAGAUCCAUCUAAUCCCAAGGAAUCGUCCUCAAGACACGAAGGAGCUCACACAGGAGAGAAUUCAUUGUCAUGUUCAGUGUGCGGGAAACUUUUCACUAAAAACAGUGCCCUUCUUAGACAUGAGAAAAGUCACACGGGUGAGCGUCCCUAUUCGUGUCCAGAGUGCGGGAAAUCUUUCACUAGGAAAGAAGAAUUUCUUAGUCACCAGAAAAGUCACACGGGCGAGCAACCCUAUUCAUGGUCAGAGUGCGGGAAGUGUUUCAAUCAGAAAGCAAGCCUGGUUUCACACCAGAGAUGUCACACGGGUGAGCGUCCCUAUUUAUGUCCAGAGUGCGGGAAAAGUUUCAGUAAUAAACAAAAACUUCUUACACACCAAAGAAUUCACACAGGGGAACGUCAAUAUUCAUGUUCAGAAUGCGGAGAAAGUUUCCCUAAGAGAGUAGACUUUCUUAGGCAUCAGAAAGUACAUACGGGGGAGCGCCCCUAUUCCUGUUCAGAGUGCGGGAAAUGUUUCAUAAAGAAAUCAUACCUUCUUGUACACCAGAGAAGUCACACGGGUGAGCGUCCCUAUUCGUGUUCAGAGUGUGGGAAAUGCUUUGCUCAGAAAACCUCCUUCCUUAGACACCAAGGAAUUCACACGGGUGAGCGUCCCCAUACAUGUCCAGAGUGCGGGAAAUGUUUUGUUCUGAAAGCAGACUUUCUUUCACAUCAGAGAAUUCACACUGGCGACUAUCCCUAUCCAUGCUCAGAGUGUGGAAAAGGUUUCACUUGCAAAGGAAACCUUCUUACGCACCAGAAAAUUCACACGGGGGAGCGUCCUUUUUCAUGCUCGGAGUGCGGGAGAUGUUUCAGCCAGAAAGCCAGCCUUCUUAGACACCAGAGAUAUCACACAGGUGAGCGUCCCUAUUCAUGCUCCGAGUGCGAGAAAUGCUUCACUGAGAAAGUAAACCUUCUUAAACACCAGAGAACUCACACGGGUGAGCGUCCUUAUUCGUGCCAGGAGUGCGGGAAAUGUUUCACGCAGAAAGACACCCUUCGUGUACAUCAUAGAAUUCACACGGGUGAGCGCCCCUAUGUGUGUUCAGAGUGCGGGAAAUCUUUCACGAAGAAAAAAUUACUUAUCGUGCACCAGAGAAUUCACACAGGGGAGCGUCCAUAUCCGUGUUCAGAGUGCGGGAAGUGUUUCGUUCAGAGGGGAGACCUUCUUAGGCACCAGAAAAUUCACACGGCUGAGCCUUCCUAUCCAUGUUCAGAGUGUGGGAAAUGUUUCACUGAGAAAAAAAGGCUUGCUACACACCAGAAAAUUCACACUGGUGAUCGUCCCUAUUCAUGUCCAGAGUGUGGCAAAUGCUUCAUUGGCAAAGGAACCCUUGUUACACACCAGAAGCUUCACACGGGUGAGCGUCCCUAUUCAUGCUCAGAGUGCGGGAAAAGUUUUGUUCAGAAAGGAGGCCUUCUUAAACACCAGGUGUGUCACACAGGUGUACGUCCCUAUUCAUGUUCAGAGUGCGGGAAAGGUUUCACUGAGAAAGGAAACCUUCUUGCGCACCAGAAACUUCACAAGGGCGAGCGUCCGUUUUCAUGUUCAGAGUGUGAGAAAUGUUUUAUUAAGAAAAAAGACCUUCUUAAACAUCAGAAAAUUCACACCGGCGAGUGUCCCUUUUCAUGUCCAGAGUGUGGGAAAUACUUCACAGAGAAAGGAAGCCUAAUCAAACACCAGAGAAGUCACACUGGCGAGCGUCCCUAUUCGUGUUCAGAGUGCGGGAAAUGUUUUGCUGAAAAGGGAAGCCUAAAUAAACACCAGAGAUGUCACACGGGUGAACAGCCGUUUUUAUGUACAGAGUGCGGGAAAUGUUUCGCUCAGAAAGGAAACCUCCUUAGACACCAGCGAGGUCAUACGGGUAAGCGUCCUUAUUCAUGUUCAGAGUGCGGGAAAUGUUUCACUCAGAGAUCAGUCCUUGUGAAACACCAGAAAACUCACAUGGGGCUGCAGAGCAGGUAGAGUGGGAGCCCCUUGUAACAAGCAUGGUAAAUACAUGGACCUAUAAAUUCUAGAGAUCUAAGUACACCAGGGAACUUUUGCAACCCCAUGAGCCUCAGAUGAUCAGGGGGGGGGGGGUGAUGCACUCCACAUGCUACAAGUAUUCAGUUAUAGUAUUACUUUCCUUAUAUAAAAUAGCACUCAGCUACUCCAAUACUUGCACAGACGGUACUGUGGAUCAAUAUGUGGGCAAAACGCAGGAAAUUGUGAUGGGGUGGAUAACAUCGUGGAUAUCGUGGCAAUACAUGGAGCAACAAAUGGGCAACAGUGCUAAUACAUGGGGGCAACAAAUGGGCAAUCAUGACAAUACACUGAGCGACAAGAGGGCAAUAAUUACACUACAUGGGGCAACAAAUGGGCAUGACAAUACACUGAGUGACAAGAGGGCAAUAAUGACACUACAUGGAGCAACAAAUGGGUAAUCAUGACAAUAGAAGGAGCAUCAAUAGGACAACCAUGUUAAUACAUGGAGCAACUAAUGGAAAAUCAUGACACUACAAGGAGCAACAAAUGGGCAACCAUGACAAUACAUGGGGAAACAAAUGGGCAAUUAUGACACUACAAGGAGCAUCAAAUGGGCAACCAUGACAAUACAUGGAGCAACAAAUCGGUAAUUAUGACAAUACAUGGAGCAACAAAUGGGCAACAUGACAAUACAUGGGGAAACAAAUGGGCAAUCAUGACAAUAGAAGGAGCAUCAAAUGGGCAACCUUGACAAUACAUGGAGCAACAAGUUGGCAAUCGUGACAAUACAUGGGGAAACAAAGGGGCAAUCAUGACAAUACAUGGAGCAACAAAGGGGUAAUCAUGACAAUACAUGGAGCAACAAAGGGGCAAUCAUGUCAAUACAUGGAGCAACAAAUCGGUAAUCAUGUCAAUACAUGGAGCAACAAAUCGGUAAUCAUGACCAUAGAAUGAGCAUCAAAUGGGCAACCAUUACAAUACAUGGAGCAACAAAUCAGUAAUUAUGACAAUACAUGGGGAAACAAAUGGGCAAUCGUAACAAUAGAAGAAGCAUCAAAUGGGAAACCGUGACAAUACAUGGGGAAACAAAUGGGCAAUUAUGACACAAGAGGAACAAAGGGGCAAUCAUGAUAAUACAUGGCGCAACAAAUGGGCAACCAUGACAAUACACGGAGCAACAAAUCGGUAAUUAUGACAAUACAUGGAGUAAGAAAUGGGGAAUCAUGACAAUACAUGGCGCAACAAAUAGGCAAUCAUGUCAAUACAUGGGGAAACAAAUGGGCAAUCGUAACAAUACAUGGCGCAACAAAUGGGUAAUCGUGACAAUAGAAGGAGCAUCAAAUGGGAAACCGUGACAAUACAUGGAGCAACAAGUUGGCAAUCGUGACAAUACAUGGGGAAACAAAUGGGCAAUUAUGA
Molecule: messenger RNA, 4375 nt
Organism: Rana temporaria (common frog)
Lineage: Eukaryota; Metazoa; Chordata; Amphibia; Anura; Ranidae
Product: zinc finger protein 585A-like
Exons: 4
Coding region: 161-2953 (930 amino acids)
Biological process (GO): regulation of DNA-templated transcription
Molecular function (GO): DNA-binding transcription factor activity, RNA polymerase II-specific; RNA polymerase II cis-regulatory region sequence-specific DNA binding
Source: RefSeq, a predicted model, not a curated record